This is a messenger RNA of Gigantopelta aegis, 2115 nucleotides long. Its product is annotated as zinc finger protein 665-like. Gene Ontology annotation, molecular function: DNA-binding transcription activator activity, RNA polymerase II-specific; RNA polymerase II cis-regulatory region sequence-specific DNA binding. Gene Ontology annotation, cellular component: nucleus. Gene Ontology annotation, biological process: regulation of transcription by RNA polymerase II. NCBI's taxonomy places the organism in Eukaryota, Metazoa, Mollusca, Gastropoda, Neomphalida, Peltospiridae. The transcript is spliced from 2 exons. Bases 248 to 1783 code for a protein of 511 amino acids. The record is from RefSeq and is a predicted model, not a curated record.
CUUUGUGGUAACCCGAUUGUUGGUCCGUGAGUUUAUUUGUUUUUAUUAGAGCAACUUUCUACGUUUCCCAUUUACUAAUUACAAACAAAGAUCAAAUCUAUCAUCACGUUAAGUACUUCGGUUUAUCCUACAACUUUGAUGACACAUCAGUCAAUGUUCAUUCCGGGCUGGAUUCAUAGAGGCUGGUAUCGAAACAAGAUGUUGUGAAUCAGAUCAAAACGUUGAAGGUCUUCGUCUUAAGAGAAAUAUGUCUAGCAUUGAUGAUAGAUGUGUCGAAACCAAACCUCAUCUGGAAGAAGAAACUGCACCACAUUCUUGCAGGAAGCCUUUCCAAUGUGGGAUGUGCUUGAAGUGUUUCUCUCCCAAGAGUAAGAUUAAGCACCAUAUGAGGAUCCACACUGAUGAACGACCAUAUCAGUGUGGGGUGAGCAAAAACUGUUUUCUUGAGAAAAGUUACGUGAAAAAGCAUAUAUUAAUUCACAAUGGAGUUAAGAAUUUCAAAUGUGAUGUGUGUUCAAAAAGUUUCUUACAUAGUUCCCUCUUGAAAGUACACAUGCUCGUUCAUACUGGUGUUAUGCCUUUCAAGUGCGGGGUGUGUGCAAAGCGUUUUUCACUAAAUGUCAACUUAAAACAACAUAUGUUAGUUCACACUGUUGUUAAGGCUUUCAAGUGCGAGGUAUGUGCAAAAUGUUUCUCACGAAAUACCCACUUGAAACAACAUAUGCUCGUUCAUACUGGUGUUAGGUCAUUUAAAUGUGAGGUAUGUGCAAAAUGUUUUUCAAGGAAAAUUGACAUGAAAAAACAUAUGUUUGUUCACACUGGUGUUACAAAUUUUAAAUGUGAGGUAUGUGCAAAAUAUUUCACACGAAAUGACUCCUUGAAAAAACAUAUGUUGGUUCACACUGGUGUUAAGAAUUUCAAAUGUGAGGUAUGUGCAAAAUGUUUUUAUCUGAAUUCGGACUUAAAACGACAUGUUUUGGUUCACACUGGUGUUAAAAGUUUUAAAUGCGAGGUAUGUGCAAAAUGCUUUUCAAGGAAUAUUGAUUUGAAACGACAUAUAAAUAUUCACACAGGAGUUAAGAAUUUCAAAUGUGAGGAAUGUGCAAAAUGUUUCUCAGAAAGUACCAACUUGAAACAACAUAUGUUGGUUCACACUGGUGUUAAGAAUUUCAAAUGUGAGGUAUGUGCAAAAUGUUUCUCAAGCAAUGGCAAAUUGAAACAACAUAUGAACAUCCACACUGGUGUUAAGAAUUUCAAAUGUGAAGUAUGUGCAAAAUGUUUCUCAAGCAAUGACACCAUGAAAAAACAUAUGUUGGUUCACACUGGUGUUAAGAAUUUCAAAUGUGAGGUAUGUGCAAAAUGUUUCUCACAAAAUCCUGGCUUGAAACGACACAUGUUGAUUCACACUGGUGUGAAGAAUUUCAAAUGUGAGGUAUGUGCAAAAUGUUUCUCAAGCAAUGGCAAAUUGAAACAACAUAUGAAUAUCCACACUGGUGUUAAGAAUUUCAAAUGUGAGGUAUGUGCAAAAUGUUUCUCAAGCAAUGACACCAUGAAAAAACAUAUGUUGGUUCACACUGGUGUUAAGAAUUUGAAAUGUGAGGUAUGUGCAAAAUGUUUCUCACAAAAUCAUGGCUUGAAACGACACAUGUUGAUUCACACUGGUGAGGUAUGUGCAAAAUGGUUGUCAUCAAAUACCAUCUUGAAACAACAUAUGUUGGUUCACACUGGUGUUAAGAAUUUCAAAUGUGAGGUAUUUGCAAAAUGUUCCCCAAGCAAUGGCUAAUUGACUUAAAACAACAUAUGUUGGUUCACACUGGUUUAUCUCUCAAUUGGUACUUAAAGUUACAGUCUCUGUUUACCAUAUUAUAACAUCAUGUACAAAUGUGAAAUACAAGCUCAAAUGUACUUUUAAAAAACUCGUGUGUGUUCGCUAUGAAAGGAGAUCAUCGAAAGUAUACGCUCGAUUCGUUGCCUGUGCCGCCAUUGCUCAGCAAAGCACACACGACAGCCUAUUGUCAGUUUCAGUUAACACGUGCGUUUGGCGAUGUCAAAAUGUUUUUUGUUAAAACCGGUUUGAUCUUGACAACGUAUUAUCGACAAUCGUACCUUCCUAUU